Messenger RNA from Botrytis byssoidea, 3666 nucleotides. RefSeq lists its product as uncharacterized. Gene Ontology annotation, biological process: regulation of transcription by RNA polymerase II. Lineage: Eukaryota; Fungi; Ascomycota; Leotiomycetes; Helotiales; Sclerotiniaceae. The record is from RefSeq and is a predicted model, not a curated record. Gene Ontology annotation, cellular component: nucleus. Gene Ontology annotation, molecular function: DNA-binding transcription factor activity, RNA polymerase II-specific. The transcript is spliced from 3 exons. Bases 1 to 3666 code for a protein of 1221 amino acids.
AUGCUAGGACCGACUAGAUUCAACGUGAAAUCGUUCUUCUAUCCAUUUGGAAAUACUCCUGCAAUCAAUUUGUUGCAGUCUCGGCGCCCUGCUUGCGAGAAGGAUGAUGCGGUAAGGUUAUUGUUGCUAGGUUGCGGUGAUCCGAGAAACUUAUUGUUUACUCUGUGGUGCAAUAAAGAUGAAGCGAUAAAAUGGGAGUUCAUGUGUUGCGACUCAGAAAGUGCAAUUCUGGCGCGCAAUAUUCUCCUUUUUUCGCUCAUCAUCGACAACGAACCCUACGCAUCAACCUGGAAUAUAUUUUACCAUUUCUACAUAACUAACACCGACAAUGCCGUGCUACAGAAACAGGUUCACAAACUUCUUCAACAAUCGGCGAACUUAGAAGUAUGGUCAUCUUCAAGCUAUGGAGCAUCGAUCUUCUUCGUGAACCGGGACACAUUGGAUCAAGUUCGAGAAAUGUGGUCUCAGUACCUCGAGGUCGCAAAUCUUAGAUCAGAUUCUAAGGAACGAGAUCACUUCGAAACAAAAUUUAAGUCAGAGGUCAAUUCAACCAUGCGAGAGCAAUAUUUUACGAAUAGGGAUAUCGCGAUCCAGGAUUUCUGUGGCCGGAAACAGUAUGCAUCUGCUCUUCGUUCAGCAGGUGGGAAUUGGGAAAGUGCCAUCCAAACAGUUGUCGAUGCUUUCGAUGGAUUCUGGGACCAUGGUGUAAUCGCGGGGAACUCGCAUGAUGUGGAAGCUUUGGAAGAAGACGGCCAACUUGUGAAUCCGCUGAUGGCACUCACCUCUGCAGGAAACGUGUUUGCGAUCUCUUCAAGCUCGGAUCCUCUUUUGGGCUUUCGCCUGGCAAGCGCCUUCGAUAAUUCGAAUUCUUCCCAGGAGGAAUUGGCAGAAGUUGUUGUGAAAUUGGCCAAGGAUCAAUUUCAGGAGUGGUGCGCAAGUUUUGGGGAAUGGGUUCGUGAGAAAGGAAUAGCUAUACGACUCUAUUGUGGCGAUGCUUUGAGAUUGUCUUAUGCACUGCAAAGCUUGGGAGGUAAUUUAACACCAGAGGCUAAACUGCUCAGUCUAUUCACCACGGCAUGGCGUUCAACUCCACUGACUCUAGACGACCCUGGUACGACAAGCGGCAUUCGUACGUUUGACGUCAUCGACACCAAUAAUUUAGCUGAUCCCCUUGGCAUUCUGAAUCUGCUGCCCGCUAUAUCGCCAUUAUUGUCUCGCAAGACAACCUCAGUCUUGUUUACUGAGACGCUGUCUUUGUAUACUAAAGAUUCAGUCGAAAUCCUAUCUCAUAUUCUGUGUUGCGAUAUCACAACCUUCUCGCUGCUUCUGGGGCUGGCACCAUCCGGUCACUUAUUCGGAUUUACCACGUAUGCCGUUGGACUAGAUGCCCAACGACAAUUUUCAGUGAAUCGAAAUAAUAGUGAGAGUUAUCAUAUGCGAGUUGAGUGGAGAUACCCAAACCUAGACAAUCCAGGCGGUAGAGAAUUGGUUUUCGAACCGCAUGAACUUGCCCUUUUCUUCUUCAAGCUCUACCUGAAGAUGUUUGAAAUUGAGUCCAUAUCUCCAACUACCGUAAAAGAAAUACAUUGUCUAAGGUACACUCGCCUAGGUUUUUCCGCUCUCGUUUGUCUAGCGAAAGGUUGUGUCAGGAAUGAUCAGCUGUCAACUUUUGGGGACUGUCUUCUUGGAUAUAUCGAAAAGCAGGAUUGGCUGCGUGUCGGUGGUCUCCAACUCCUCGAGUUGUCUUUACACUUUUACCAACUGGGUAUUUGUUCUCGGCCCUCUUUACUGGAAAUACCUCCUCAAAUCAUGCUCGCAAGCCAGAAUUAUUUCAAAGAUGGACCGUUGAGUUCUCGAAAUGAAGAAGCUGAUGUGGACUUGCUUGAUCACAAUAAAUGUCCUCUUCUGGUAUGGAUCUCUCUGAGCGUUCCACACGAGACUCUUGAGGCAUUGAAGAUAGAUGACGAGUAUGCCAUGGCUGGGCUACAGAUCAAUAUCCGGCAUACGGAAAGUAAGACCCAGGCCAUCUUCGUGUCUCUUCAGUGCUUUUUUGGUAGUCCGGUCCAACUAGCUGAAGAUAACGAUGCUUACGAUGUCAUUGAAGAUCAACAGGGCUUGAAGGGAACAUCGGACUUAAUUGUGACAUGUGCUGUACCCUCCUUGUUAUUGAUGAUAGAGUCCAGAGAAUCCACACGAAUAGAGUUAGCAUGUUUGAGCAAAAGAUUGAGUGCAGGCUAUAUGUACAGCGGGGUUAUAUGUAGCUACAGCCUUGAUGAAGAUAACGUUUUGAUUCUAAGAGAGCCUCCGGGGGUAAGAUUGCGACCUUUUGCAACAGAUCAUGCAGUCAAUUUGCACACAUCUUCUGCCUCUAAAAAGCCUUGCUUUGUCCGAAUAAGAGACGGUCUUUCAGUUGAGACCCUGGAAAUUCAAAAGGACUUUGAGCAUUUGGAAACCGAAAGUACCAUCAGAGUCCGCCAAAUAUCUCCUUGCACCAUUUCCGAAAGAUUCAACGGCUUUGAAAUCGGUCAGUUCCAAUUCCCAUAUCCGAUCACACUCCACAAAGCGAUAAUUGAUCCUUCAAACAAGCUGAAAACACUGGUUGCUAAGCCAAGUUUAGCUUUAGAUAAUACAGGUUACACACUGAAUCCAUUUCCAGUUGUGUUAAAUGGCUCAGACGCUGACCCACUCACACUUCCCAAAGUAAACAUGAACCAGCAGCCAAUCAUAUCUGGUACUGGUCGCGAAACCGGAGAAUGGAUUUCAAAUCUUAUGCAUAGCAUGUUAUGCGCACGAGAACGCUCGUACUGGCGCAGAUCUGAUAAUAGACAGCAAGAAGAUGUUCCUGCUCUAUUCUCGAUUAAAAUCUACAUCCAUAAUAUGGCGGUUUCUUUUGUUCAACCAUCUUCUCUGGGCCGGAAGCAGACGUUUCUGUUUGAUUCUGGUGAUCCACGUAGAACCUCGAUGAUCAUCUUUGUUUCGGCUUUGCGACAUAAUAUUGAUCAGAGCUCGGUUGUUCUGGAUGCAUAUUUCCUUCCGCUAACAGACGAAUCCUCCACAAUUACUCCUAUAAUCGAGAAACUACUAGCUCACAGAACCACUCAGCCAAUUUCCUACAGCAUGAGAGACGUAGACGAGCAACUAAUGAGACGAAUGCUUCCAGCUACCAUAGAAGCAUGUCGAAAAGGCUGGGAUCACGGUACAGGAUGCAAAUACCGUCAAUAUGGCUCAGUAUCCUCAUACACUGAAUCAAAUCAGUCAGCAAUCUGCAUUUGCGGAGAAGGAAGAGAUGCAGAAGGCUUUCCGCAGAUUGCAGGGUGGGAAACACUUAGUAGAUAUGCGACAAGAAUUGCUCUUAUGCCGUUAUCGACGGUGGAUUAUGUUGAAGCUCAUUAUUCGCAGGAAGAAUAUGAUGUGUGUGAGAAAGGAAAUGUUUCAAUUUCGACGUCGUCAAACUCUAGCAUAGAUGAAUUAACAGAGAAGUUGAUUAAUCAACUCGGUAUAGUUGACUCCAGAGGAUGUAAGAAAUGUGGCGAUAUCCCACAUGGAGACACGGCUCACAAGAAGUGUUCGAGGUGUAGAGGAGUGAGUUAUUGUGGUCCGGCGUGUCAAAAAGCAGACUGGAAAGAACAUAAGAAAAGGUGUAAGACUGAAGCGGCUGGCACUUGA